UUUUUCGAUAUGACUAUAGAUAUGGCCAAAACUUUUUGUUACUCAUUGUUAAUCAUACAUAAAAAUGUGUCUCUGUGUGUAUGGCUACGGCAAUAGCUGGCUUAGACUCCAUCUUUAGGAAUAUUAUAUCUAUGACUCCGUCGAUGGAUGACGGAUGUGAAUGUAAUGAGAGUGUGCAUCAGUGUGCAUGUUGCGCGAUGAUUGUCACAAACGCUAUGCUACAGCAUUUUCGUUUUUUCUGUUUUUUCUCUUCUCCAAACCAGGCAAUAAUAGCAAGUAUUAAAUAUCUAUAAUUAAUUUGAUGGUUUGAUGUCCAGUUACACUAUUUUACAUAUAUUUUUUUAUACCACGACGGUGGCAAACAAGCAUAUGGCCCGCCUGAUGGUAACCAGUCACCGCAGCCUAUGGACGUUUGCAAAUCUAGGAGUGCUACAUGCGCGUUGCCGACCCUUUAAAAACCUGUACCAUCCUUUUUUGAAGAACCCCAUACUGUUAACCCUCGGGAAAACCUCUGAAGGGAGCUCAUUCCAUAUUUCAUAAUUUUCAUCAAUAUGUGUAACCAAAGUGGCGCAACGCAAUAACAAUCAACGAAGUGAGUUGGUCAGAUGAUAAGUCAACAUACAACAUGCGUCAAUGUAUCUGUAGAUACUUUUAUUUUUUGACUUUUUUUACAAUGGCAACACUAGUUCAAAAUGUCCGACAAGUCCGUCAUGCCCGUCAUUUCAUUCAUUCACUUGUCUACUAGCUAAAAAAAGGUCUAGCGACGGACGACAAGUGUUGGCAAAUUAGUGACGAGAAAUUUGUGUUACCGCUUUGUUUUAGCACUAAUUCCGUCGGAUUAGUUGCGAUUCCUGUGAAGCUCGAUCAAAUCCUGUGGGAGAUUAACAUAAUGGACCUCAGAUCCUAAGUCUACAACUCCUGUAUUAUUAUGGCAUCUGGAAACUCUUCUUUAGAGAGCAAUGGCAGUAAUGAGUCAAUGUCCCACACAUACGUGAGCAACGAGCGCCACAAUGCCUCCCAGCUGCCCACCAUACCCAUCCCCAUCGACUAUGACAGCAAUUACGACAAAAACUACGUAAAACACGGCCACGUCCACGCCCCGUACGAGUACGACGCGCUUAGCAAACAGACCAAUGAGAGCUUGAAGCAGCAGUGCGAGAAGGCACUACAUGAGCUGAAUCAGCUUAGGAGGCAGCAUACAGAGACGUCGAGGCGCUGCGAGCAUGUUAUGAAGGAACUUGAAUACUUCCGCGGACAGCACAGGGCAGCCAUGAACCAACUAGAAGUAUCCGCACAGGAGGCCUCCAGUCUCCGGGGGAAGUAUGGGGACCUGCUGAAUGACAAUCAAAGGUUGGAGCGUGAAGUACAACAUCUUCAGCAAAGUGGAACUGCGGAAGGCAGUUCUGAUGCCCUGGUACACACUCUCAGAAAAUACGAGGCACUUCAGGAGGAGUUUGAGUGCUACCAGAAGAGAUAUGACGAUCUUCUCGAGAACCACAACGUGACGUUAGAAAAGCUCCGCCUCAUCCAAGAGGAGAACAGUCGCUUGAAGACGCAGUGCCACGAACUCACGCAAGAGAGGAACGCUGUGAUCCGCGAGCGAAAUACUCUCAAACAGCAAGUAGCAAACGUAGUCCGCCAGUGGGAGGGCGGCGCCCGGGAGCGAGCCGAUAUGAAGAGGCUGACGGACGAGCGGAACGCGGCCAUGGCGGAGUACACGCUCAUAAUGAGCGAGAGGGACACAGUGCACAAAGAGAUGGAGAAACUCACCGACGACCUUCAGGCGGCGAUGAAGAGGGUGGCUGCUUUGGAAGCCGCGUUACAGCUCUCUAGAGAAGAGCAACGCGCACAAGCUUUACAGGCGGAGAGUCUUCGUCGCGAGAUCGAGUCCGCACUCGUGGACCGCGACCGCGCCAUCAAGGAGUGCACAGACUUGAAGACUCCACAGAACACUUCCACACUAGGAAAAUCUCGACAAGACAACUCAGCGUAUCACCACUUGGGGCUCGCAAGCGGUGUUGGUACCGACGGGUUCCUCAACGGACAACACUCCAAUGAUCCCUCGUUGGAUAAGUUACAAGGUCUAGUGGGCAUGUCCGGCGACGGCGCCGACAAAGAGCGCGUGGACAACCUCGAACAAGCCAACCAGGAGCUGCAGCGACUACGCAAGCAGCUCGACCGCGCUGUCGCAGACCUGAGUGACGCGCAACGCGAGGCCGAGGUAUCGAAACGGCGUCGAGACUGGGCGUUCUCCGAACGAGACAAACUGCUGCAAGAGCGAGAGAGCGUCAAAGCACUCUGCAACAGAUUACGAAAGGAGCGGGACGCCAUGGUGGGCGAGCUGGCCGACGCGCGGCGCCAUGGCGGCGCCACCGCCGAGCGCGCGCGCCGCGACCAUCGCGACACGGCUGUCAACCAUGAGAGGGGCGCCAUGGUGGGCGAGCUGGCCGACGCGCGGCGCCACGGCGGCGCCACCGCCGAGCGCGCGCGCCGCGACCAUCGCGACACGGCUGUCAACCAUGAGAGGGGCGCCAUGGUGGGCGAGCUGGCCGACGCGCGGCGCCACGGCGGCGCCACCGCCGAGCGCGCGCGCCGCGACCAUCGCGACACGGCUGUCAACCAUGAGAGGGGCGCCAUGGUGGGCGAGCUGGCCGACGCGCGGCGCCACGGCGGCGCCACCGCCGAGCGCGCGCGCCGCGACCAUCGCGACACGGCUGUCAACCAUGAGAGGGGCGCCAUGGUGGGCGAGCUGGCCGACGCGCGGCGCCACGGCGGCGCCACCGCCGAGCGCGCGCGCCGCGACCAUCGCGACACGGCUGUCAACCAUGAGAGGGGCGCCAUGGUGGGCGAGCUGGCCGACGCGCGGCGCCACGGCGGCGCCACCGCCGAGCGCGCGCGCCGCGACCAUCGCGACACGGCUGUCAACCAUGAGAGGGGCGCCAUGGUGGGCGAGCUGGCCGACGCGCGGCGCCACGGCGGCGCCACCGCCGAGCGCGCGCGCCGCGACCAUCGCGACACGGCUGUCAACCAUGAGAGGGGCGCCAUGGUGGGCGAGCUGGCCGACGCGCGGCGCCACGGCGGCGCCACCGCCGAGCGCGCGCGCCGCGACCAUCGCGACACGGCUGUCGACAAUGAGAGGGGCGCCAUGGUGGGCGAGCUGGCCGACGCGCGGCGCCACGGUGGCGCCACCGCUGAGCGCGCGCGCCGCGACCAUCGCGACACGGCUGUCGACCAUGAGAGGGGCGCCAUGGAUGGCGGGCUGGCCGAUGCGCGGCGCCACGGCGGCGCCACCGCCGAGCGCGCGCGCCGCGACCAUCGCGACACGGCUGUCAACCAUGUGCAGGAGAGGGGCGCCAUGGUGGGCGAGCUGGCCGACGCGCGGCGCCACGGUGGCGCCACCGCUGAGCGCGCGCGCCGCGACCAUCGCGACACGGCUGUCGACCAUGAGAGGGGCGCCAUGGUGGGCGAGCUGGCCGACGCGCGGCGCCACGGUGGCGCCACCGCUGAGCGCGCGCGCCGCGACCAUCGCGACACGGCUGUCGACCAUGAGAGGGGCGCCAUGGUGGGCGAGCUGGCCGACGCGCGGCGCCACGGUGGCGCCACCGCUGAGCGCGCGCGCCGCGACCAUCGCGACACGGCUGUCGACCAUGAGAGGGGCGCCAUGGUGGGCGAGCUGGCCGACGCGCGGCGCCACGGUGGCGCCACCGCUGAGCACGCGCGCCGCGACCAUCGCGACACGGCUGUCGACCAUGUGCAGGACAUAGAGUGGGAAGUUAUCGACGUAGAACUGAGCGGCCCCAACGCAGACGGCGAGCUCGGCGUAGAACUGGCCGGCGGUAGAGAUGAGCCUUACUUUCCCAACGACCCCAGCGUUUAUGUCACUUCGGUGGCCAAAGGUUCGGUGGCUGAAGGAAAGAUCAAAGUGCUGGACCGCGUGGUAGGCGGCGGGGCCGCCGGCUGGGCGCGCGCGGGCGCAUGCGCGGCGGCGCUGCGGGCCGCCGCCACGCGCGGCGCCGCGCAGCUCCGCCUGCAGCGCGCCGCCGCGCGCCGCCUGCACCGCCCGCUGCGCCGCGCCGACACCAGCGCCUUGCACCUGCAGCACGGUAUUUUCAUCAGUAAAAUAUCUCCGGGUAGCGCCAUCGCAAAAGACGACAUCUUCGUAGGGGAUCGCAUAGUCAGUAUUAACAACAGAUCGCUCGAAGGCAUGAAGAGCGUGUCGGAAGUGUGGGCACUCCUCAACGAGUGUCAAUAUGAAACUGUGACACUUACGUUGUUGCGGCCGCUCUAUCCCUGCUGCUUAGAUGCGAACAGACUAUCACUGUUUGACUCCAACGAAAGCAAAAUGCUAAGUCUUUGCUCGCAAACUGAAGACUGGUCUCCAUUUCUGCACCCACCUUCUGACUCUAAGGUCCACAUAGAGCACGGUGUACCGGAUUUUGACCGUCGGUACGUGUACCAUGUAGCGGCUGGAAGCCAGGGCAAGAUACAUCAGGAGAGAGGUACAUGGGACAUGAUCAGAGGGAAGAUCGAGGCGGUCACCGGACGCAGCAAGUCGAAGGACAAACAAAACAAGGUACCAGAGUCAGAUGCGAUAGCAGAGUUGGAUUCUGUCAUCGACAGCUAUCAUGGAAAAACAAUCAAAGAAACCAGCAGUGUCCUGAAACGAUCGCGAAGAAAAAACAAAGAGUCGCAGAAUGAUUCAAAAAAUGGAGGCACUUGGCCCAAAGCACGAGCUAACUUCGGCCUAGAGGAGAACCCUACUGGGACCAUCGUCCAACCACGCUCGAGGAAAGAACGACCACCACUAUCCAUGCUCCUCAGCCCACCCACCAAGCUGCAACCAGAACCACAAAGGUCUAAUACCAAUCGGAACUCAAACCCCAUACCCCUAGGUCACGCGCCCUUAACACAAGUCACCGCCCCAGCGCGACACUCCGUCUACAAAUCCAUAGAAUCCUCCCCAGCUAUCGCCCAUUUUCCCAAACCUGCCCCACUUUCUAUCCAUAAUCCCCAUCCCCAGUUCACGUCCCCAAGCAUGAACUUCGAGAAAAUCCGGACGCUUGAGAAAGAUAAAAUGUCAAUGAGCGACUAUUCUGAACAUGACAUCACACCGAACAGACUCAGCUUAGCUCUGAACCCUUCUGACGAUUCAUUAGACUUCCAGCCAGUGACAAGAAACAGAACUAAAAGCCCUCAUUCCUUAGACUUCCAUGUCAAUAAAGGACCAAGUUCUUUAGAUUUUAUUUCAAGAAAAACGCCAACAUCGCUCGAGCACCAGAUGAAGAAUCACCCUAUUCUAGAACAGUAUUAUGCUCCAAAAAAGUCUUCAUCGCCAAAAACUGUGAACAAAUAUCCAUCGGACAGUGACAGCUUCGGUCCUGACAGCUUAAAUAGCAACACCAAUUUUGCCAUGACAGGCACCUUGCCGUCCCAAUCGCGAUUACAAUCUCAGUAUUACAGAGGGCCUUUCGUAAAUUCUAAUCCUCACACAUCGAGUCGAUAUCCACAUUUAGCGAGCCCGACAAAUAUCCCUCAAAGUCAGUCAGGGGAAAGCAUCGGAACGAGCUAUGAAAUGCAUUCGUUCCCCUCACACACUCACAACAUGUCUGAUCUCCAGCCUGUACCUCGUGCAAAUAGAGUAUUAGGCGACUACCCUCACGUUUACGAAGGCGGCACAUUCCCGAGAAAAAAAGAGAAUCAGAGAUUCAGAAUCCCUUCAAAUCCUAGUGUGACUUCUAAGAAUUCGGCUGGAAAACUAAGCACAGGUUCUAUAGAGAGGAGUUCUGAGAGAAAUUCACCUAUGCCGACGUAUCAUGUAGAAAUCUUAAGUCCAGGAAGAGGAGCGAAGCAGAUAGCCCAUAAAGCGACUAGGAAUUCAAUGCCUGAAUACACUGGUUUAGGCUGGAAUAAGCCAUUACCAGGAGAACUUAGAAGGGUGCAUAUAGAUAAGAGUCAACAGCCGUUAGGCAUACAGAUCUACUGCCCACCAAGCAGCGGAGGUGUGUUCGUAUCAACUGUAAACGAGAACUCACUUGCCAGUCAAGUAGGUUUACAAGUUGGCGAUCAGUUGCUUGAAGUUUGUGGUAUUAAUAUGAGAUCAGCAACUUACAGUCUUGCCGCGAGCGUUUUAAGGCAGAUAGGCAAUUCGAUAACCAUGCUAGUGCAAUACAGUCCUGAGAAAUACAAAGACGAGGUCGAAGUGUCUGGGAGUUCAUCCUCAGGAGAAAGUUCUCAUGACGAAGAAGUUUCCCUCUCAGGAUCCCCUACCCCUAGAAAUUCUCCGGGCCCGCAGCAAUCCUUAAGAAUGGAAGCGCCGUCGACUGAAGUUGCGACUUUAAGACAAUCGCAGACGAGUAAAGACUUGCCGAGGUUUCUGAUAAUAGAAAUGAGAAACUGUUCCGAUCUAGGGAUCAGUUUGGUAGGGGGUAACGCAGUGGGGAUCUUUGUGCAUAGUGUGCAGAUUGACUCGCCCGCGUAUAAUGCGGGAUUGAGGACGGGGGACCAGAUUAUGGAGUACAAUAAUGUGGAUUUGAGGAGAGCGACGGCUGAGCAGGCUGCUUUGGAGUUGGCCAAGCCAGCGGAAAAGGUGUCCGUCCUAGUCCGCCUGGACCUGCAACAAUACCACGAAAUCAAGGAUAAACCUGGCGACGCCUUCUACAUUCGAGCCGGCUUCGACCGAUGUGCCAAAAUCACAUCUACAGGUGUCGAUACGAUAGACGAGUACUCGCUGUGGUUCCGAAAAGACGAGGUGUUGUUUGUGGACAACACCCUCUUCAACGGCGCUCCAGGGUUGUGGCGGGCGUGGCAGUUAGACUGCAAAGGACAGAAGCGGCAUUGGGGCACUAUACCCAGCAAGUUUAAGGUUGAAGAACUUCUUCGACGUUCCAUGGGCUCUCUUGACGGAGAAGCGCAAAGGCGGGCCUCAAGCACUGCGCGGCGCUCGUUCUUCCGCCGCAAGAAACAUCGAGACAGCAAGGAACUGGCCUCGUUUUCCAACACGGAGUUGGGAUGCUGGAGCGAUUCGGGCGCGCUCGUCUCGCACGACACUCUGCUCACAUAUCAGCGAGUUGAGAGGCUGCACUACGGCAGCCACCGGCCCGUGGUGGUGCUGGGCCCGCUGCGCGAGUGCGUGGCCGCCAAGCUGGUGUCGGACUGGCCGGGCGUGUUCGCGCGCGUGCGGCCCGAGCCGCUCGCCGUACAAGGAGCAGCCUUAGAACGAGCCUUAGCGAGAGGCACGCAUUUGGAGCCGAGGCCGAGAAGGGACUCCACGCAUUUCGACUGCAUACCGCUGCAGGCUAUCAAGGAGCUCGCUGAAAAGGGCAUGCACUGCAUUCUCGACAUAAGUGUAGCGACCAUUGAGAAGCUCCACAAACAACAGAUGUACCCUAUCGUCCUACUAAUAAAGUUCAAAUCGUGCAAGCAAAUCAAAGAGGUCAAGGAUACCCGGUACCCUGCGGAUAAGGUGUCUGCUAAGGCGGCUAAGGAGAUGUAUGAACAUGGACUGAAGAUUGAGAAUGAAUACAGAAGUUAUAUCUCAGCCGAAAUCCCUGCAGGCGUGAACAUAGCGUACAUGUGCACUCAAAUCAAGGAAGCCGUCGAAGAGGAGCAGAACAAGACCCUCUGGGUGCCCUCCGUGCAGGCCUGACCCCUGCCCCCCGCGCCGCG
Cydia pomonella (codling moth) is the source of this 7665-nucleotide messenger RNA. It is a transcript of the gene Dlg5, whose product is annotated as disks large homolog 5. The transcript has 43 exons. The coding region runs from base 929 to 7645 and encodes 2238 amino acids. The record is from RefSeq and is a predicted model, not a curated record. Gene Ontology annotation, molecular function: protein binding. Lineage: Eukaryota; Metazoa; Arthropoda; Insecta; Lepidoptera; Tortricidae.